This is a messenger RNA of Naegleria lovaniensis, 2208 nucleotides long. RefSeq lists its product as uncharacterized. Gene Ontology annotation, biological process: spliceosomal tri-snRNP complex assembly; mRNA splicing, via spliceosome. The transcript has a single exon. NCBI's taxonomy places the organism in Eukaryota, Heterolobosea, Eutetramitea, Acrasida, Naegleriidae. The coding region runs from base 1 to 2208 and encodes 735 amino acids. Gene Ontology annotation, cellular component: U4/U6 x U5 tri-snRNP complex; U4 snRNP; precatalytic spliceosome. The record is from RefSeq and is a predicted model, not a curated record.
AUGUCGUUGCUUGAUGAGUUUUUUGCGGAUGUGGCCGAUUCCUCGGAUACUGCUCCAUCGGUUUCAUCCACCACGACCAAUGCAUCAUCGGCUUCAGUGAGUGGAGCAGGAGCUUUCCCAACAGGAUCAAGAAUUUUUAAUCACCCUACUACAACAACAACAACAAGUAUGGGCGGAGCAGCACUUGUUCUCGGAUCAUCUUCGUUGUUGCAACAUCCACCACCUCCAACACCUACCUCGGCAUUAUCAUCUUCUUCUGCAAACAGCAUGAUAUUUCAUCCACAACUACAUCAGGGUCAUUCACAAUUAUCCAUGAUGCUUGAUGAUGAUGGUGCUUCCACAACCACAGAUGAAGCCUCAAGCUCGGGAGCACCUCUUCAUUUGAACAGUUUAAAUCAAAAUUCUCAGAAUAGAUUCCAUCAAGAUCAUGAUGCCCUCUCAACGACUUCAUCCAUGAGCACUUUCUCGUCGGGAUCACACAGCCAUUUUGUUCCUGACAUUACAGCAGCAAGUAGCAGUGCUACUGGAACGACGACACCAUCAAUAUCCAACCUUCACGUUUUAUCUUUAAAAAAUACAAUUCCAACAAUUCCACCACCCAUAACGAGCUUUUCUGCACUGUUACAGGACGCAACUUUCAAUCGUCACAUGUUCAAAAUUAAAGAAUUUACAAAAACGGAAGGAAAAAUUUUGAAAACAGGAGCUUCGUUACAGGAGGAUGAGGAAUAUCCAUAUAUUUUAGCUAGCAAUUCAUACAUUCUUUCCAUAGAUCAAGAAAUUGAUAGUUUAUUUAUUCAGUUGAAAGGAUUUUAUGCUGAAAAGUUUAAAGAUUUGGAAAAUAAUGUGACAGAUCCUGUAAAUUAUGUACAAACAGUUUUAAGAAUUGGAAAUGGAGUGCCAUUGGUAGCUCCAAGAGGAACAAGCUCUACCUUUUCUGAUAUUGACUUGAGCGAUUUAUUACCACCCUCCACAAUCAUGAUUUUAAAAGUUACAGCUGCCAACGAAGGAACUUUUACUGUUUCUCUCAGUGAAGAUAAGUGGAAAAAAAUUGAACAAUUAUGUAGAGACAUUUUGCAACUGGAUGAAUCUAAAGAGAACAUUUUGGACUAUGUUUCCAUGAGAAUGGCAUACGUAGCUCCAAAUUUGAGCGCUCUUGUAGGCACAAGAAUUGCAGCGCAACUCAUUGGAGCAGCAGGAGGUAUUUUAUCCCUGUCACAAACAUCAGCCGAUGUUCUCCAAUGUCUAGGACGAGAUAAGAAGAAACUUGAGGGCUUAUCAUCGAACACAUUCAUGAGCAUGUUACCAAAACGAAAGGCUAACCUUGUUGGAGAUUCUCAAGACUUACCCACUCAACUAAUUUCAUAUAAUGCAAGUGACUUUUCUCACAUGCGACACACUGGCUUUGUAGGUUUGUGCGAUUUAGUAAUGGAGCAUACACCUCCACGUGAAAAAUUACGAAAGAAAGUUUCGCGAGUAGUGGCUACAAAAUGUGCUCUAGCAGCUCGAAUCGAUAGCUGUAACUCCGCAAAAGAUGGAUCUGAAGGACACAAACUCAGAGAAGAUGUUCUUGCCUUUAUCAAAAAACUCAUGGAACCACCAAAGAGAAAAGAAGACAAGCCACUACCAGCACCAGAUGCCAUCAAGAAGACCAACAGAGGAGGUAAAAAAUCAGCCAUAGAAAAGGAGUUGUCACGAACUUCAGAACUUCGAAAGAAAUAUGAAAGAUUGGAAUUUGGUACUGAGGGAACUGAUGACUCUUACAUUGGUGACGGCUCAGGUACCAUGCUCAUGAAAGAAGGAGCCAAAGGACUCGGUCAAUCCCUUCGAUUGAAGAGUGCCAUUCUCUCUGCCGGUAAAAAAUAUGAAAGUAGGAAUAGAAAGAAGCAAACGAGCAAGACACCUCUGGGUACCUCUUCAAGUGCUGCUGGUGCUUCAGUUUCAGAGUCUGCAGCAUACUUUGAUGGUAUUAGUACAUUGUCGAGCACUUCGAUAUUUAAAAGUGGUACUGCAACGCAAAUUAUUAGAACUGGUACAGCCACAUCUAUGGCAAUCAAUGAUAAAAACGAAAUGGAGCUUCUGAAUCCAAGUCUCAUCGAGGAAGAAAAGAAGAAGCAUGAGAAAAAGAAGACAAGCUAUUUUUCAGCAGAGACAAAAUUCAAAAAGAUGGACACUUCAAUGGCUCCACCAACGGUUGCAAAAAAGAAGUAA